Messenger RNA from Adineta steineri, 768 nucleotides. The record is from the annotation of a GenBank genome assembly. NCBI's taxonomy places the organism in Eukaryota, Metazoa, Rotifera, Eurotatoria, Adinetida, Adinetidae.
AUGACAAAUCGAUUUACGGAAUUCCAUGAAGAGAAAAAGAAUCUGUCACCAAUAGCUGGUUAUUGGGCCUACCCAUUGGUUCCUCUUUCACAAUCACUAUCGAAGGUCGCCGAUCAAAUCAAUGAACUAAAUCGUUCGAUUGACGAAGCAAUGAAACAUUGUCAUUAUCCAUCGGAACAUGGUCUUAGUCGUGAUGAAUCAGCGGCAAUUUUAUUAUAUACGAUGGAAGCUGACGAAUACAGCUUCUAUAUUGCAUUGAAUAGAAUAUUGCGCGAUGAAAAUCGAAGAAAAGCAGUACCAUGGUUCUCGUACUUGAGAUUAUUCGAUAGUGGCCUAAGAAAAUUACCCACAGUGAAAGGAUGUAUUUGGCGUGGAGUGUCGCAUGACAUAAGUCAUGAUUAUAAAAAAAAUGAUGAAUUAACUUGGUGGAGUAUUACUUCUUGCUCAUUGGCGGUCGAAGUCGUGGAAGAUUUUCUAAAUUCCAAGAAAAAUGCCACCUUAUUUAUGAUCGAAGCCGUCAAUGCAAAGAACAUCGCUGGUUACACUUUAUUUCCCACUGAAGAAGAGGCCAUAUUACCCAUGGGGACCAAAUUACGCGUGCGCAGUAAUGCAAUGAAGCAUGGCAAUUUACGUGUCAUUCAUUUGGUGGAAAUAACCGAUGGCGUUGAAGAAAUAUCAACAGCGAUGGAUGCCACUUGUAUUACACCUAAACCAUCCACCCCAACGAAACAAUCCAGUAAGUUCUUGGCUCUAUAUUUUCCUAUAUAG